AUGUAUCCAGGAAGAGGAUUCCGCUACCCAUCCGAUCUGGAGAUCCACCGCCGUGUCCACACUGGGGAGAGGCCGUUCAGCUGCUCGGUGUGCGGCAAGGGCUUCUCUGACUCGUCCACCCUGCUGACCCACCAGCGGGUCCACACCGGGGAGCGGCCCUUCACCUGCUCCGUCUGCGGCAAGGGCUUCACCCAGUCGUCCAACCUGCUGACCCACCAGCGGAUCCACACUGGGGAGCGGCCCUUCACCUGCUCCGUCUGCGGCAAGAGCUUCACCCAGUCGUCCAACCUGCUGACCCACCAGCGGGUCCACACCGGCGAGGUGGCCUUCACCUGCUCGGUGUGCGGCAAGGGCUUCCCUCAC
Molecule: messenger RNA, 363 nt
Organism: Hemiscyllium ocellatum (epaulette shark)
Lineage: Eukaryota; Metazoa; Chordata; Chondrichthyes; Orectolobiformes; Hemiscylliidae
Product: zinc finger protein 239-like
Exons: 2
Biological process (GO): regulation of transcription by RNA polymerase II; central nervous system development
Cellular component (GO): nucleus
Molecular function (GO): DNA-binding transcription factor activity, RNA polymerase II-specific; RNA polymerase II cis-regulatory region sequence-specific DNA binding
Source: RefSeq, a predicted model, not a curated record